Saccharomyces mikatae IFO 1815 is the source of this 1440-nucleotide messenger RNA. RefSeq names its product putative N,N-dimethylaniline monooxygenase COQ6 (gene COQ6). Lineage: Eukaryota; Fungi; Ascomycota; Saccharomycetes; Saccharomycetales; Saccharomycetaceae. The transcript has a single exon. Gene Ontology annotation, cellular component: mitochondrion. Bases 1 to 1440 code for a protein of 479 amino acids. Gene Ontology annotation, molecular function: 2-octaprenyl-6-methoxyphenol hydroxylase activity; oxidoreductase activity, acting on paired donors, with incorporation or reduction of molecular oxygen, NAD(P)H as one donor, and incorporation of one atom of oxygen; FAD binding. Gene Ontology annotation, biological process: ubiquinone biosynthetic process. The record is from RefSeq and is a predicted model, not a curated record.
AUGCUUUUCUCGAAAAUUAUGCUUACUCGGCGGAUUUUGAUGAGAGGUUUGGCAACAGCUAAAUCAUCAACUCCGACGUUGACAGAUGUAUUAAUAGUUGGUGGGGGACCUGCUGGAUUAACUUUAGCUGCAUCGAUCAAGAAUUCUCCUCAACUAAAGGGCUUGAAGACGACAUUAGUGGAUAUGGUGGACUUAAAGGAUAAACUAUCUAAUUUUUAUAAUUCACCCCCAGAUUAUUUUACAAAUAGAGUUGUCAGUGUUACACCUAGAUCUAUACAUUUCUUAGAAAAUAACGCUGGUGCCACAUUAAUGCACGACAGAAUCCAAAGCUAUGAUGGGCUCUAUGUCACGGAUGGUUGUUCUAAGGCUACUUUGGACCUGGCAAGGGAUUCUAUGCUUUGUAUGAUUGAAAUUAUAAAUAUACAGGCUUCUUUAUACAAUAGGAUUUCCCAAUAUGACCCAAAGAAAGACUCGAUUGAUAUUAUCGAUAAUACCAAAGUGGUUAACAUCAGACACAGUGACCCUAAUGACCCAUUAUCCUGGCCUUUGAUCACUCUUUCAAAUGGUGAAGUGUACAAGACGAGAUUAUUAGUGGGUGCAGAUGGAUUCAAUUCUCCUACUAGGAGAUUUUCUCAGAUCCAAUCAAGAGGUUGGAUGUAUAAUGCCUAUGGUGUUGUGGCUAGUAUGAAGUUAGAAUAUCCACCAUUUAAAUUAAGAGGAUGGCAAAGGUUUUUACCAACUGGACCCAUUGCACAUUUGCCUAUGCCUGAGGAUAAUGCAACUCUUGUUUGGAGUUCGUCUGAACGAUUAUCGAGACUUCUUUUAUCAUUACCUCCAGAAUCAUUUACUGCACUUAUCAACGCAGCCUUUGUCCUGGAGGACGCCGAUAUGAACUACUAUUAUCGUACAUUGGAAGAUGGUUCUAUGGACACAAAUAAAUUGAUUGAAGACAUCAAAUUCCGGACUGAGGAAAUAUACGCUACUUUGAAGGAUGAUUCUGAAGUUGAUGAAAAGUACCCACCAAAAGUGGUCAGUAUAAUAGACAAGACAAGAGCACGUUUUCCCUUAAAAUUAACUCAUGCAGAUCGUUAUUGUACAGAUAGAAUUGCUCUUGUUGGUGAUGCAGCACAUACCACACACCCUCUCGCUGGACAAGGGUUGAACAUGGGACAGACAGACGUUCACGGGUUAGUAUAUGCAUUAGAAAAGGCGGUGGAAAGGGGUCUAGACAUUGGAUCUUCGUUGAGUUUAGAACCUUUUUGGGCAGAGAGAUAUCCAUCCAACAACGUUUUAUUAGGAAUGGCGGAUAAACUAUUUAAGUUAUAUCACACGAGUUUUCCACCUGUGGUGGCCUUAAGAACACUUGGCCUGAAUUUGACUAACAAGAUUAGCCCAAUCAAAAAUGUCAUUAUUGACACACUGGGUGGAAAUGAAAAGUAA